AUGAUCACGAGACUGGGCACGAAGGUCGGGACGUGCGACGAGAUGCGCCUGCGCAGCGGCCACCGCGUCGGCGUCUCCGGCCCCGCGAACGCGAUCCCGACGUCCGCCGCCGAAGCGCGAGCGAUGCUCAUGCGCGACGCCGUCGUCAUGCCCGAGGAGCACGCGCCGGCGUUCCGCGAGGGCCUCGCCGGGCUCCUCGCGCGAUGGACCGCGCUCCAGCUCGCGAUCCUGAACGAGUGGGGCGGCGCGGAGAGCGCGCAGAAGGGCGACGCGGCGUGCGACGAGCUCGCGGACUGGUUCCUGCGACGGAAGGGGGGCAAAUACGCGGAAGACCUCGAGGAGCUCCUGAUCGAGAUCUUAGGCGCGUUCUAUACACUGGUCCCCAUACGACCCCGUUCGCGUGGUGAACGCCGAUCCUUAAGGACUUUGCCCGGCGUGUCUCUCCGCCCAUCCCUUGCGUUCAAUCCCCGCCAUCGACGCCUUUCAACUCCGCUUCUGACGCCUUUCAACUCCACCCCGACAUCGCUUUGUAUGGAACGACCCUUAGGCGACGACUUCAACGUCCAGUGCGAGGACGGGAGCCCGCGGGAGGUGGCGAAGGUGGCGUGCGAGAUGUACGAGCGCGUCGCGCAGGGGGACUACGCCGUCGCGAGGGAAGUCUGCGCUCGACCGCUGCCGCGCGAGCAUCUGGAGCGGUGUAAGCGGAUAGAGGAGGACCGACGGUGGACAGCGGGCGCGGCGGCGACGGGCGGCGGCGGCGGCGGCGACGGCGGCGGAAGCGGCGAGGAGAUGGAGAUGGAUGCGGACGAUCUCGCGGAGGGGCUGGGCGGGUUUAGCAUGCGCGACGAGGGCGCGCGCGCGGCUGCGGCGGAGGCGCGAAGAAAAGCCGCGGAGCCGGACGAAGACGGAUGGUGCGUCGUCCCGUCGCGGCGGUAG
Messenger RNA from Micromonas pusilla CCMP1545, 936 nucleotides. RefSeq lists its product as uncharacterized. The record is from RefSeq and is a predicted model, not a curated record. The coding region runs from base 1 to 936 and encodes 311 amino acids. Gene Ontology annotation, biological process: maturation of SSU-rRNA from tricistronic rRNA transcript (SSU-rRNA, 5.8S rRNA, LSU-rRNA). Gene Ontology annotation, cellular component: nucleus. The transcript has a single exon. NCBI's taxonomy places the organism in Eukaryota, Viridiplantae, Chlorophyta, Mamiellophyceae, Mamiellales, Mamiellaceae.